Fusarium vanettenii 77-13-4 is the source of this 1407-nucleotide messenger RNA. RefSeq lists its product as uncharacterized. Bases 1 to 1407 code for a protein of 468 amino acids. The transcript has 5 exons. NCBI's taxonomy places the organism in Eukaryota, Fungi, Ascomycota, Sordariomycetes, Hypocreales, Nectriaceae. The record is from RefSeq and is a predicted model, not a curated record. Gene Ontology annotation, biological process: transsulfuration. Gene Ontology annotation, molecular function: pyridoxal phosphate binding; transferase activity, transferring alkyl or aryl (other than methyl) groups.
AUGCCCAUCUCCGGAUCGCUCAGUAACGUGGACUGGGAGCCCAAGUUCACCACACUCGCCAUUCACGGCGGCCAGGAGCCUGAUCCCGUCAAUGGAUCCCGAGCUGUGCCACUAUACCAGACUGCAGCUUACAACUUUUCGGACGCCGCUGACGGCGCAAGCAAGUUUGCCUGGAGCAAGGAUGGCUAUGUCUACACCCGAAUGGGCAACCCGACCAACAGCGUUUUUGAGACACGUAUGGCCAUGCUUGAGGGAGGUGUCGGUGCUGUUGCCACAGCAUCUGGUCAUGCGGCCCAGUUCAUGGCCAUCACCCAAUGUUGCGAGCCAGGACAGAACUUUGUCAGCACCAGCUGGCUCUACGGUGGCACCUAUAACCAGUUCCGAGUUUACAUGAAGAAGUUCAGGAUCGAUGUCAAAUGGGUCGUGGGGAACGAACCCGCAGACAUUGACGCAGCCAUCGACAAGGACACACGAUGCAUCUAUAUCGAGACCAUCAGCAACCCGAAGCACAGCGUCCCAGAUAUCAAGGCCAUUGCCGAGGUUGCCCACAAACACGGCAUUCCGCUCAUCGUCGACAACACCUUCGGCAUGGGUGGCUAUCUCUGCCAACCCAUCAGGCAGGGGGCAGACAUCGUCACACACUCUUGCACCAAGUGGAUUGGUGGCCAUGGCACGUCAAUGGGCGGUAUUGUGAUUGACGGAGGCCACUUUGACUGGAGCGCAUCUGGUAAAUUUCCAGGCUUCACUGAGCCAGCUGACGGUUACCAUGGGAUGCGGUUCUGGGAAACCUAUGGCCACAAGGCGCUGUCUGCAAAACUCCGUAUGGACAGCAUGCGAGAUCUUGGCCCUUGCAUGAGCCCCUUCAACGCCUGGCUAUUCCUGCAGGGUCUUGAGACACUGCCACUCCGCGCCCAGAGGCACGCUGAAAACACGCAAAAGUUGGCCGAGUGGCUUGAAGCACACCCGAAUGUGAACUGGGUGCUCUACCCAGGUCUCAAAUCCCACCCUGACUACGAGUAUACCUCCAAUAUCUUUACUCGUGGCGCAGGUGGUGUCUUGACCUUUGGUGUUGCUGGAACCAUCGAUGAAGUACGAGCUGUUGUCGACAACUUGAAGCUCUGUUCGCAUCUAGCCAACGUCGGAGAUGCCAAGACGCUCAUCAUCCACCCUUGGGUCACGACGCAUCAACAGCUCCCUGACGAGGAGAAGAUCAAGGGAGGAGUCACUCCGGACCUCAUCCGUGUGUCUGUAGGGAUUGAGGACUUUGAAGACAUCAGAAAGGACUUUGAGCAGGCAUUUGAGGCAGCUGGUGCACUGAAGUUGGUUGCUGGUGGCUUCAUGGGUAAGAAGGCAACUGGUGCACCACGUCCUGGAACUGAUGGCACUAUUUCUGUCAAUGGCCAGUAA